AGUCCGUCAAAAAAUGACAACAAUGGGAGAAGACGAGGCUCCAGCUUUGCCAAAGAAAUCACCAUUACCUGAGAAAAUUGACGAAGCUGAUGUGGAUGAUGAUCCGGAUGAUAAAGUUAUCAAGAUAGUGGUAGUCGGAGAUGGAGCAAGUGGAAAGACAUCAAUUUGCCAGAGAUUUGCAAAAGAAUCUUUUGAUAAAUCUUAUCACCAAACUCUUGGUUUGGAUUUCUUCUCUCGUCGAAUCACGCUUCCACACGAAAUGCAGGUGCUCGUGCAGGUAUGGGAUAUUGGAGGACAAAGUAUUGCUGGUGAAAUGAUCGAUAAGUACUUGACUGGAGCCAACAUCGUUUUUCUCGUUUAUGAUGUCACCAACUCAAAAUCCUUUGAAAAUGCUGUCGAUUGGUUGUCAGUUGUCAAGAAAAACACGAAAUCCAGUGAAACACCGGUGAAACUAGUAUUGAUGGGAAAUAAGACGGAUCUUGAGGAGCGACGUGUGGUUUCAGUUGAAGCACACAAGAAUUUUGCGACUUCCAACGACAUGAUGCCAACUUACGUUUCUGCAAAAACUGGAGAUACUGUAUUUCUCACAUUCAGACAAGCCGUUGCUGAAGUACUCAAUGUGGGUCUUUCGAGAGCUGAAGUUGAAGCUGACAUCGAAAUUGUUCAAGGAUCUGUUAUUGAACAGCCUAAGCAAUCAGACGCCUCAUAUGCUCGCCGUUCGGAUCAAAGUCGCAGUACAUCUGUAUGCUCCAUUACUUAACAUUUUCUAUCGGAUUAUUUUCCCCUUCAUAUUUGGAUUCUCUCUCAAUGCCAACAUUGAAUAUUUUCACACUUUAAUAUAUUUUGUUGUACUUACAAUUAGUUAUCGUGUUUCUUCUAUGAAGCCUUCUGUGAUAGUUUAAUUGACCACU
Messenger RNA from Caenorhabditis elegans, 911 nucleotides. It is a transcript of the gene rab-28, whose product is annotated as Ras-related protein Rab-28. The record is from RefSeq and is marked reviewed. Gene Ontology annotation, molecular function: GTP binding; GTPase activity. Gene Ontology annotation, cellular component: ciliary membrane; axoneme; perikaryon. NCBI's taxonomy places the organism in Eukaryota, Metazoa, Nematoda, Chromadorea, Rhabditida, Rhabditidae. Bases 14 to 760 code for a protein of 248 amino acids. The transcript has 7 exons.